AUGCCGAGGCCUACCCGACGGCAUCCCCGCCAACCGGACCGGGGCGAGACCGGGGUCGGAGCUGGGGAGCCAAGUGGCGUCCUCGAUGAUGCCGGAACCGUGCUCCAACAACACUUUCCCGCAACGACAGCUACCAUUCGUCAGAAGCUGACCAUGGGCAAUCCAUCAAUUGGGGUAUCGUUCCGGAUAGUCUCGCGCGCUGCGCGGUGCCGUGCGGUGCCGUCUCGUCUCACGAGCGCAGGGCGGCGCUGUUACUCGUCGGUGCCGAGCAGCAAAUUGCCGCUUGAUGGGUAUCGAGUGCUGGACAUGACGAGAGUCUUGGCCGGGCCGUACUGCACCCAAAUCCUGGGAGACCUCGGCGCCGAGGUGAUCAAGGUCGAGCAUCCCGUACGGGGUGACGACACCCGAGCUUGGGGCCCGCCUUACGCGGCCUACAAAGCCGACUCGUCCAAAGAGGGACCCGGCGAGUCCGCCUACUUCCUGGCCGUCAACCGCAACAAAAAGUCGUUGGGGCUGAACUUCCAGCACCCGGACGGCACCGAGAUCCUCCACGGGCUCGUGUCCAAGUGCGACAUCCUCGUCGAGAACUACCUCCCGGGGACCCUGAGGAAGUACGGGAUGGACUACGAGACCCUGCGCGCCAUCAACCCGGGGCUCAUCUACACCUCCAUCACGGGCUACGGCCAGACGGGCCCGUACUCGGACCGCGCCGGCUACGACGUCAUGGUCGAGGCCGAGUUCGGCCUCAUGCACAUCACCGGCAGCCGCGACGGCGAGCCCGUCAAGGUCGGGGUCGCCGUGACGGACCUGACGACGGGGCUGUACACGAGCAACAGCAUCAUGGCCGCGCUGCUGGCGCGGGCGAGGACCGGGAAAGGGCAGCACAUUGACGUGGCGUUGAGCGACUGCCAGACGGCGACGCUGGCCAACAUUGCCAGCAGCUGCUUGAUCAGCGGCAAGAAGGACUCGGGACGGUGGGGCACCGCGCACCCGUCGAUCGUGCCGUACAAGUCCUUCAAGACCAAAGACGGCGACAUCCUCUUCGGCGGCGGCAACGACCGGCUCUACGGGAUCCUCUGCGAGGGCCUCGGGCGGCCGGAGUGGAGGGACGACGCCAAGUACCGGACCAACGCGCAGCGGGUGGCCAACCGGGUCGAGCUCGAGGCGCUGAUCGAGGCGGUGACGGUGACGAGGACGACGGCGGAGUGGCUGGCGGUGUUCGAGGGCCGGGGCAUGCCGUACGCGGCGGUGAACGACGUGCAGGGCGCGCUGGGCCACGAGCACACGCUGGCGAGGGGCAUGGUGGUAGAGAUGGAGCACGGGGAGUGCGGGCCGAUCAGGAUGGUCAACACGCCGGUCAAGUACUCGGACAGCGAGCCGAGGAUCCGGACGGCGCCGCCGACGCUGGGGCAGCACACGAGCGAGGUGCUGGGGGAGCACCUGGGGCUAUCGGAGGAGCGCAUCAGGUCGUUGAAGGGCAGCGGGGUGCUGGGGUAG
Messenger RNA from Colletotrichum higginsianum IMI 349063, 1497 nucleotides. Its product is annotated as CoA-transferase family III. Lineage: Eukaryota; Fungi; Ascomycota; Sordariomycetes; Glomerellales; Glomerellaceae. The record is from RefSeq and is a predicted model, not a curated record. The transcript has 4 exons. Gene Ontology annotation, molecular function: catalytic activity. The coding region runs from base 1 to 1497 and encodes 498 amino acids.